CUCAAUUAAUCACUUUCUCUUAUAUCUUCUUCGCAACUAAAACUCAAAACAAUCAAAGAUAAACCCUAAAAGAAAAUCUCUAUAUCAAAGAUGGGAGUUUUGAAGAGAAGAGUGUCGAGUAGCAGAGGUCUUGGUGGUGUUCUUAGAGAGCAAAGAGCUAAGCUUUACAUCAUCAAACGAUGUGUUGUGAUGCUCCUAUGUUGGCAAGAUUGAUCUUGGUUGAUUCAAGUGGUGAUACUUUGAAGCUUAACCGGAUCAAACCGUUGGUUGCAAGAAGAUACGAAGGAGGGAACCGGUUUGGGUUUUGCUUGCUAGAAGAUAUGAAGGAAAAAACCGGUUUGGGUUUUGCAAGAAGAUAGUCAAUUUUAGGGGGAUGAAAGUUGAACACUUUCGAUAUGGAUAUAUGUUUUUAGUUUUCGGAGGGUAUAUUUGUAAAUAUACGAAUAAAAGUUUGGGAUAAAUUUUGUAAUGGCUUUUGCCUUAGUUCCAUAGUUCCCCUGUGUAUAUAUCUCACACAUAAUCUUAACCAAAAUCAGUUCUUGUGAUUA
This is a messenger RNA of Arabidopsis lyrata subsp. lyrata, 548 nucleotides long. RefSeq lists its product as uncharacterized. The coding region runs from base 91 to 213 and encodes 40 amino acids. Lineage: Eukaryota; Viridiplantae; Streptophyta; Magnoliopsida; Brassicales; Brassicaceae. The transcript has a single exon. The record is from RefSeq and is a predicted model, not a curated record. Gene Ontology annotation, biological process: negative regulation of cell population proliferation.